Messenger RNA from Radiomyces spectabilis, 1480 nucleotides. RefSeq names its product phosphatidic acid phosphatase type 2/haloperoxidase. Gene Ontology annotation, biological process: phospholipid metabolic process. The transcript has 5 exons. The record is from RefSeq and is a predicted model, not a curated record. The coding region runs from base 195 to 1247 and encodes 350 amino acids. Gene Ontology annotation, molecular function: phosphatidate phosphatase activity. Lineage: Eukaryota; Fungi; Mucoromycota; Mucoromycetes; Mucorales; Radiomycetaceae.
CUGGGUUACGGUAACCAAGGUUGCACAACCAUCAUUGGUAAAAAUAGAAAGACCGACGUAAGCAACAAUGGGUCUUGGCGGUUCCAUUCUCCUUGAUCGUGACUUGAAAAAGUCGGUUUCUAGUUCUGCUAUUCUUCUCCUUAUAGCCCUGGUUUUUUGGCUCGUGGUUUUUUUUUAUUCAUCUUUUAUACUCAAUGCUGGGAACCGACUGGAAGAAUCCUCGUCAACGACGUAUUGUACUUUCCUAUCUAUACGAUUGGUUACUGGUCGUCAUUAUGACGGCCGUUUUCUUUGCCAUCGAUGUGAUACCUCCUUUUCGCCGCGAGUUUUCAUUGACAGAUAAGACGAUCAUGUUCCCUUAUGCACACCAAGAAUCUGUCCCUGUGUGGUUGCUGGUGGUUAUCUGUUUUUUCGGUCCAAUAUUGGUGAUUGCUGGUGUAUCUCUGGGACUUCGAAGGAGUGUCCAUGAUUUUCACAGCGGCAUUUUAGGUCUUUGUUUGGGCCUUUCCAUCACCAUUAUGAUGACAGAUGUUAUCAAGAUCACGGCCGGCAGACCAAGACCGGAUUUUCUAAGUCGAUGUCAGCCUGUUGCUGGCUCCGUCGAUCCUCCUCUGGGACUGAGCAAUUACACCAUUUGCGCUACCCCUUUCAAUACACAUAUCAUGAAGGACGGGUUUAAAAGCUUCCCAAGCGGACAUUCCUCAUUUUCAUUUUCUGGAUUGGGAUAUCUUGCCUUUUAUCUGGCCGGCAAGAUGCGCAUGUUCGAUGAGCGCGGACAUACAUAUAAAGGGUUCCUAUUUGCUUUCCCAUUAAUAGGGGCAUUACUCGUCGCCAUUUCUCGCACCCGAGACUAUCGUCACCACUGGCAUGAUGUAUUUAUCGGAGCCUUACUGGGUACAUCCGCAGCCUAUUUUGCGUAUCGACAGUACCAUCCUUCGUUAGCCCACGCUACUUGCCAUCAUCCAUUUGCCGUACGCAUCGGUCCCGUGGAGCUUCAAGCCAAUGAUUUUGAGAGAGGCGAAGCCACUGAUCCAUUUACUGACAGUCGCGUAGCCGGAUCAACCAAUCAACCUUACGAAGCACCAUUGAGCAGUGGGGAUAACUACAGCUUGCACCCUUCCGUGUCUCGUGAUCAACGACACGGAUCUGGAGCCACUGACGAUCUAAGCUUCCAAUCCAGCAAUAGCACUCAUUUUAAUCGAGACGAUACCACCAUGUUAUUACAAAAUGGCUACGAUAAACGUUGACAUUUUUGAAUAACGAAUUCACAAUGCACUUGUCGUCCAUUUCCUAUUGAUAUUUUAAUGUAAUGUAAAAAAGCCAUGUCCCAGCCGAUGCUUGAGACUUUUGGCGCAGUUGUAGAUUUAUAACUUGAUCUAUGUGCAAUGCCAUGUCUUUUUUAUCUCUUCAUUUGAAAGCAGAAUAGUGAAUGGUCAUAAAUACAUGAAAAAAAAGGUAAUAUAAUGGAAAAUGCAAAAAA